This is a messenger RNA of Sorex fumeus (smoky shrew), 3698 nucleotides long. It is a transcript of the gene ROBO4, whose product is annotated as roundabout guidance receptor 4. Bases 246 to 3200 code for a protein of 984 amino acids. Lineage: Eukaryota; Metazoa; Chordata; Mammalia; Eulipotyphla; Soricidae. Gene Ontology annotation, cellular component: plasma membrane; axon. The transcript has 18 exons. Gene Ontology annotation, biological process: axon guidance; cell-cell adhesion. The record is from RefSeq and is a predicted model, not a curated record. Gene Ontology annotation, molecular function: protein binding.
GACCGGCUCUCAAGGUCCAUGGCGAGGGGGUCAGGUGCCGGGUCAAGGUCAGAGUCUCUCCUCGGGUCUCCUCCCAGUCCUCCAAGGCAGGAGGGCUAGGCAGGAAGCAUCGGUUUCCUCAGAGCUGCUUCCCUCCUGGGGCAGCCUCGGCCACAAACAACUGGCGCCCCGCCCCUCCUUCCCUCCGCUCUGAGCUCACAAUUCCAGGACAAAGUGCUGGGGACAAGGACCUGGCCGGCACGGCCAUGGGCUCCGUGCGAGCGGGCCUCCUCGGGGCCCGGUGUGUCCUGUCGCUUCUGCUUCUGCUCAGCCCAGGAGGCCUGGCUCAGGACUCCCCACCACGGAUCACUGUCCACCCCGAGGACCAGCUGCUGCAGGGCCAGGGGCCUGCCAGGAUGAGCUGCCGAGCCUCAGGACAGCCGCCUCCCACCAUCCGCUGGAUGCUGAACGGGCAGCCCCUGAGCAUGACUCCCACGGACCCCUACCACCUCCUGCCUGACGGGACCCUCCUGCUGCUGCCAGCCCCUGCCCAGGGACAGGAGCUGGGGGUCUACACCUGUGAGGCCAGCAACCGGCUGGGCACAGCCGUCAGUCGGGGUGCACGGCUGUCUGUGGCUGUCCUUCGGGAGGAUUUCCGGGUGCAGCCCCGGGACACGGUGGCCACAGUGGGCGAGCAGGUGACUCUGGAGUGCGGGCCGCCCUUGGGCCGCCCCGAGCCCAGUGUCUCGUGGUGGAAGGACGGGAAGCCCCUGGCCCUGCAGCCCGGGAGGCACAAGAUGGUCCGAGGCUCCCUGCUGGUGAUGCGAGCCGAGAAGAGCGACGCAGGCACCUACAUGUGCGUGGCCGCCAACAGGGCGGGUCGCAGGGAGAGCCGAGCCGCCAGGGUGUCCGUGCAGGAGCCCCCUGACUCCAAGGAACCCCUGAGGCUCCUGGCUGUGCGCAUUCAGCUGGAGAAUGCGACCCUUCUGAACCCGGGGCCCGCCAGGGGCCGCUCAUCCAGGCCUGCCGUGUGGCUCCGCUGGAAGGUGAGCGGCCCGGCUGCCCCAGCUGAGUCCUACACAGCUCUGUUCAGGGCCCAGGGAGCGCCGUGGGCCGAGGCCCCGCUGGCCGGUCAGCAGAGCGCCGAGUUGGGCAGCCUUCGCUGGGGCCAGGACUAUGAGCUCAAAGUGAGACCGUCCUCUGGCCGCGCCUACGGCCCCGACAGCAACGUGCUGCUCCUGAGGCUGCCUGAGCAAGUGCCCAGUGCCCCGCCUCAGGGGGUGACCCUCAAGGCUAACAAUGGCAGCGUCCUCGUGAGCUGGGCCCCACCGCCAGCUGAGCACCACAACGGCAUCAUCCGUGGCUACCAGGUCUGGAGCCUGGGAAAUGCCUCUGUGCCCUCCGUCAACUGGACAGUGGCGGGUGAGCAGACUCAGCUGGAGAUGGCCACGCGGAUGCCAGGCUCCUACUGCGUGCAGGUAGCCGCCAUGACGGGAGCCGGGGCUGGGGAGCCCAGCACACCUGUCUGCCUCUUACUAGAGCAGCCCGUGGAGCAAGCGGCCCGAGAGCCAGGGAGCAGGGCGCCGUGGACACUGAAGCAGCUGAAGGCCGCCCUGGCCCGGCCUGAGGUCAUCGCCAGCGGAGCCGUAGGGCUCUGGUUACUGCUGCUGGGCACUGCUGUGUGUGUCCACCGCCGGCGCCGAGCUGGGAUGCACCUGGGCCCAGGUCUGUACAGAUACACGAGUGAGGACGCCAUUCUAAAGCACAGGAUGGACCACAGCGACUCUCCGUGGCUGGCGGACACGUGGCGUUCCACGUCUGGCUCUCGGGACCUGAGCAGCACCAGCAGCCUCAGCAGCCGGCUGGGAAUGGACCCUCGGGAUGCUCUGGACGGGCGUCAUUCCUUGAUCUCCUGGGACCCGCGGAGCCCCGGAGUGCCUUUGCUUCCCGACACCAGCACUUUUUAUGGCUCUCUCAUCGCUGAGGUGCCCUCCAGCCCCCCAGCCCGGCCAAGCCCCCAGACCCCCGCCGUCCGGCGUCUCCCACCCCAGCGGGCCCGACUCUCUAGCCCCUGGCCCAGUUCCGACAGCCUCUGCAGCCGCAGGGGCCUCGCUUCCCCGCGCCUGUCCCUGGCCCCCACGGAGGUUUGGAAGGCCAAGAAGAAGCAGGAGCUGCAUCAGGCCAACAGCUCUCCGCUGCUUCGUGGCAGCCGCCCAGUGGAGCUGUGGGCGUGGGAGCCGGGGAGUGGAGGCACCAGGAACCUCUCCCAGAGUCCAGGUCCCGUUCCCCGAGCGCUGGUGGCCUGGCGGGCGCUGGGCCCACAGCUCCGCAGCAGCUCCAACGAGCUGGCCACGCGCCCUCUCCCCCCGACACCUCUCUCGCUUCAGGGAGCCCCCGCUCAGGGAGCUCAGCCCAGGCACCCACUGGAGCCCCAGCCUCCCUCCCACCUGCCCCUGUCGGCAGCCCCCCACCCUGGCCUGAUCCCUUCGGGUCCCCCCAGCCCCUCCAGCCCCCCGGCCUCCUCCCUCUCGGGGCCCAGCCCAGCCUCCAGCCGCCUGUCCAGCUCUUCCCUCUCUUCACUGGAGGACGACCAGGACAGCGUGCUGACCCCAGAGGAGGUGGCCCUGUGUCUGGAGCUCAGUGAGGGCGAGGAGACCCCCAGGAACAGCGUAUCGCCUAGACCCAGGCCUCCCUCCCCGCCGGUCACCUACGGCUACAUCAGCGUGCCCCCCGCCUCAGGCCUGGCUGACAUGGGCCGGGCGGGAGCAGGGGUAGGGUCGGAGGGGGCCAGCUUGCUGUGCCCCCCUCGGCCCUGCCCCACCCCCACCCCCAGUGAGGGCUCCUUGGCCAACGGCUGGGGCUCAGCGUCCGAGGACAACGCCCCCAGUGCCAGGGCCAGCCUCGUCAGCUCCUCCGACGGCUCCUUCCUGGCUGACACCCACUUCGCCCGGGCUCUAGCCGUGGCCGUGGACAGCUUUGGCCUGGGCUUGGAGCCCAAGGAGACAGACUGCGUCUUUACGGAUAACUCGUCACCCCCGUCUCCCCGGGACGCUCUCUCCCUGUCCCUGUGGGAGUGGAGGACAGACUGGCUGGAGGGCCUGGACAGCAGCCACAUGCAGCCGCUGGUGGGGGUGCUGCCCCCCUGGCCCCCCGACGGGCCGCUCCCCACGCGGAGAAGUCAACGCCGCCGCCCAGCACGCAAGGCCUCUGACUCCCCCUGAAGUGUCCCUGAGACAGCGAGAGACUCAGCCUGGGCUGCCACAAUGGGGCUUGCCUCCAAGGUCAGGGUUCACCUUCGGGGCCUCCGGGAGCCUUCUCCCACACUGUGAAAGAGACCGGAAGCCGAAAGAAGCUCCAGACCAACAACCGGGGAACCUGGGGGAGCCUGGGGGCCUGAGUUCUACCCACCUCCUCCCCACCCCGGCUUUUCUGCAUCCCCCAUCCCCUGGAGGCCCAGGCCUCUGCCUCUGGAGCAGCCCCCCUGACCCCCACCUCAUUUCUCACCCACUCGGACCACAGGAAGUGAGGCCAGAGCUCUCUGGAGAGCAACACGGACGCUGGUCGAGGGCUGUGGGGCAUGGAACAUCUAGAACCUUCCUCCCAGCCUCCCUGCACCUUCCCAGGGAGGGUCCGACUCCACCUUUUCCCCAGUGGCCCGUGAAAGCAAGAGAGGAAGACCAACGAGGAAUGGGGACCUUCUGGACACGAGGCUCUGGGCG